Molecule: messenger RNA, 688 nt
Organism: Manduca sexta (tobacco hornworm)
Lineage: Eukaryota; Metazoa; Arthropoda; Insecta; Lepidoptera; Sphingidae
Exons: 4
Coding region: 96-671 (191 amino acids)
Molecular function (GO): serine-type endopeptidase inhibitor activity
Source: RefSeq, a predicted model, not a curated record
UAGGCUCUACAUAGUAACAACAAACUUCAAAAUAGAUUUCAAUAUUUUGAAAACGAGUAGGUCACGACAUCAAUUCAUCGUAAAUAAUAACAGUAAUGUGGGUCAGCCUGUUCACAUGUCUACACUUAUUUACGUUAAUGAAUUCACAAGGACUUUACACGAAUGAACUGGAAACAGAGCGAACGUCAGAGACUCCCGACACGAUGUACAGGUCUCGCUGCACGCGCCGCUUCACGCCGGGCGUGUGCGAGGGGUCCGCGACUACAGUGUGGACAUUCGCGUUCCACACGCAGAACUGCACCGAGAGACUAGGCUGUCCUCUGUCGCACCGCACCAACCGUUUCCGCACUUACAAACAGUGCAUGCGCCGCUGCCGACACCUCAUCGACAUCUACCUGCAGAUCCUGACCAACGACAAGUACACUCAUAUAUUUUACCUGCGCAAUCAAGCAGACGCAGCUGGAAGGAGAGAUGGUGACUCCAUUCCCAUAGAAAUGAACAACACACUAGACCUAGACGACGACAAAGAUGAACCAAGCAGCAGUGAAGAACCUCUCUUCAAUAUGUAUUAUAGAGAUGUAUCGGAAGCGGAAGUGAGUCUACCUCCCGAUAUUGAUUAUGUGAUGGGACAAGAGAACGAGGAUACGUCAGAUUAUGCUUAUGAUGAUUGAUUAAAUGUUGAAUUACU